Messenger RNA from Trichoplusia ni (cabbage looper), 2328 nucleotides. Its product is annotated as homeobox protein Hmx-like. NCBI's taxonomy places the organism in Eukaryota, Metazoa, Arthropoda, Insecta, Lepidoptera, Noctuidae. Gene Ontology annotation, biological process: regulation of transcription by RNA polymerase II. The record is from RefSeq and is a predicted model, not a curated record. The transcript has 3 exons. Gene Ontology annotation, molecular function: RNA polymerase II transcription regulatory region sequence-specific DNA binding; DNA-binding transcription factor activity, RNA polymerase II-specific. Gene Ontology annotation, cellular component: nucleus. The coding region runs from base 117 to 1148 and encodes 343 amino acids.
UUGUGAAACCUCCGCGAAACAAGGUGUUAAUUUUUUUUAACCAGGACUUAAAAAAGUCUUAAUAAAUAUUAUUCUCGUUACCAGGCAAUCAUAAAAUGAAGCAGUAACCGAACAAAAUGGACUCGCCCGUUUCAUCGCAAGACGACCGAGACAUCGAGGUGAACGUGGUCUCCGGCGCAAGCAGCCCCGACAUCACCUCCUCACCUUCUAGAAAAGACCAGAAAAGUCCCUUCUAUGAGUUGAAGAAGGACAAAGAAGAGAAGGCGACUGGAUCAGCUCCGUAUACCAGUUUUUCUAUCAGCUCUAUAUUGAAUAGAGCAGAGCCGAGAAGAGAAUCCAAUGUUCUGGAAGCGGCGCUGGCUGCUAAUCACUUUGGAAGUGCAAAUGAUGCUAUGUUGUCCAGAUUGGGUCUGAUAUCACAAUGGAGUGCGCUGGCGGGCCGGUACGGCGGACUAGUGCCGGCGCCGUGGUACUGGCAGCGGCCGCAAGACAGGACCACACCACCCAGAGAAGACUCUAUCAACAAUGAGGAGGGCUCAGCGGGCGGCUCCCCCCGCGCCCGCAGUCCUGCGCGUGCGCCGUCACCUCCCUCCCCCUCACGCUCGUCCUCCCGCUCCCCACGCCUUCACCCCGCACUCUACCCCCCGCCACCAGACGCACAGGACUCCGACCCUGACGUCGACGAGUCCGACGACUUCGACAAAGACGAAAAAAGAGACCCGAACGCCAACUUGGGCAAAAGAAAGAAGAAGACCAGAACCGUCUUCUCCCGGUCCCAAGUAUUUCAACUGGAACAGACGUUCGAUAUGAAGCGGUACCUGAGCAGUUCCGAGCGGGCGGGCCUGGCUGCGUCACUACAUCUGACGGAGACACAGGUGAAGAUCUGGUUCCAGAACCGACGGAAUAAGUGGAAGCGGCAGCUGGCCGCGGAGUUGGAGGCAGCGAACAUGGCUCACGCGGCGCAGCGGUUGGUGCGGGUGCCGAUCCUGUACCACGAGUCCCGGCCGACGUCGAUGCCGCACACUCCGAUGCCGCUGCACCCGCAGUUCUCGGAAGGCGUGUACUUCCCCAGCCAGCCGCAGCAGCCGCUGCAGCCCCUGCCCCCCUCCCCGGUGACCUCUCGCGCCCCGCUCUCUAGCCUCGUGUAGUGUCCGCUGGAGCCCGCGCGCUCGGACGACGGACAAUACUAAAGCAGUGCAGGAUCAGUGCAUUACCAGUGCAGGACCACUGCAGGACCAGUACAGGACCAGUGCAGGACUAGUGCGGGUCCAGUGUGAGGUUAGUGCGGUGCAGUGCGGGGCUAGUCAUAUUGAGUGUUGAUUGCCAAAUCGUUCAAAUGUAACUUAUAUAUUAACUUUUAAGUCGGUUUAGGAGUGUUUGGGCGUGUUCCGGAGGGUUUGAAGAAUAGGUAGACUUGUAUGGACUUUAAAAAGGGUACUGUACGUUUGGUGAUGUUGUUGCUCAGAAAUUGGUUGAAGCUGCAUAAGCAUUUAUAGUAGACUCACGAAUUCCUAGCCAAUAUAUUGUUGAGUUCAAAUUCACGACGGGUUGUGUUGAAAGAGAUUCUCCAACACCAGAAAAAUAUCUAAUCGGAACACGCGCCAAACAUUUUAUUUACAUAUUAGAUAAAUAGCAACGAUAUCUAUGUACUAAACAAUUACUGUCACACAUAGAAAAUAUUUUUUUUUAUAAACUAUAGAAUAUUCGACGGACAAACUCAUUUGUGCAAGUUAUAAUUUUGACGUUUAAAAAUGUCAUUUUUGACAGCUAUGUGAAUUAUUAAGCGUCCCUUUAUGUCUAGUACAUAAAUAUGGUUGAUAAAUAUAAAUAGUAUAAAAAUUUGACUACAUGUUACGUACAAAGAUCAAUGUCAUUUCGUAUUGUAUAUUAAUGUAAAUAAGAAUGUUUUAAAACCUCCGUGUAUUUAUUUAUUCAGCUAUAAGUUUUGUAAAUAAUAGCUAUUGAAAGAACUGAGUAUUCGUUUGUAAUUGUAAGAUGUUUUUUCUUUGUCUAUCUAGUCGCUGGUUUAAAAUUUCGUUGUCUGUUUGAUCAAACAAUGAUUUAUGGCUGAGCCAUAACCUAUCCGCCAUUUUUUUCUACUCAUAGUAAUUCGACAUUCAGACCUGAAUUGUUGAAAGGUGUCAAAUUGUUGUCUAUGAUAGAAAAAGUUGUCAAACGGAUAGGUUAUUGAAAUCAGUCGUUAGGGUACUUGUAAACUUUUCCAAAAUUACUUUUUAAAUUGUAUUUUCAUUAGGGCCGUAAAUUUGUAAAAUGCUUCGAUAUCGCUAGCUUAUUAAUUAACCUAAAACUGGAUGCAAUUUUAAACAU